Messenger RNA from Caenorhabditis remanei, 1815 nucleotides. RefSeq lists its product as uncharacterized. Lineage: Eukaryota; Metazoa; Nematoda; Chromadorea; Rhabditida; Rhabditidae. The record is from RefSeq and is a predicted model, not a curated record. Gene Ontology annotation, molecular function: RNA polymerase II C-terminal domain phosphoserine binding; DNA binding. The transcript is spliced from 5 exons. Bases 1 to 1815 code for a protein of 604 amino acids. Gene Ontology annotation, cellular component: Cdc73/Paf1 complex.
AUGUCUUCCUCCGAGUCGGCUUCAUCAGACGAAGAAAAAAGACCGGCGCCAGCUCCCGCCACGUCGGAUUCCGAUUCCGAUUCGGAUACGGGCGGUCCCACCACCCAGAAACGUGGCGGUCGUAGCGAUUCGUCGGGUUCUGGGUCUGAUGUUGAGAAACCACAAGCAAAACCUGCGAAAAAGAAGGUGUUGACGAAGCGAAAGCGAAAGGCGUCAGGAAGCAGCGACGAUGAUCAGGUGGACGACAGUUUGUUCACUGACAAAGAAGACAAGGCGAGAUGGAAGGGGUUGAGCGAACUGGAGAAGGAGCGUGAGAUUUUCGAACGAAUGGAGGCUCGUGAGAGUGCUCGUGCUCGCGAGGAAAUCGCCCAACAACUUGCGAAAAAGGCGAAGAAAAACACGGAGAAGGGUGCGAAGACAGAGAAGCGGCGAAAGAUGAAUAGUGAUGGGGGAUCGCCGAAAGCGAAGGGAUCAUCGGAUUCUGAUUCCGAGAUGGACGCUGAGUUCCAUCACCCCAGUGAAAUAAACCGCAAACACAAGGAGAAAAAUGCGAUGGACGCUCUGAAACACAAACGAAAGGAGAUCGAGAAGAAAAACGCGAAGAACGCGGCGCUCUCGAUCGACGCGGUGUUCGGAGCGAACAGCGGCUCGUCGAGUUCUUCCAGUUCCAGCGAAAGUUCUCGUUCCUCGUCAAGCUCUCGGGAAUCGUCUCCAGAACGUAAUGCCGAUCAGGAGAAAGUGGUGAAGAAGGAGGUGGAGACGUUGGCAGAAUUGAGAAAAGCUCGUUUGUCUCGACACAAAUUGGCUCUGAUGAUUCACGCGCCGUUCUUCGAUUCGACUGUCGUCGGAUGUUACGUUCGACUCGGACAGGGAAUGAUCAGUGGAUCGCAGAGCAAGUAUCGAAUUUGGAAGAUCAUCGGUGUGGAGCAGACGAAUAAGGUUUACGAUUUAGAGGGGAAGAAGACGAAUAAGAGCAUCAAGUGCCAGUUUGGUCGAUCCGAGCGUCCAUUCCGUAUGCAAUUCGUGUCAAACUCUGAAUUCGAACAAGUUGAAUUCGAUGAAUGGCGUAAUGCCACGAAGGCUCAGGGCUCCGUCCCAACUGUUGAUAUUAUGGAGAAGAAGCAUUCGGAUAUAGAAAAGGCCAUAAAUCACAAGUACUCGGAUAAGGAGGUCGACCUGAUGAUAAAAGAAAAGUCGAAAUUCCAAAAAGUCACUCGAAACUUUGCAAUGACAAAGGCUGGACUAUCGAAACAAAAGGAGUUGGCUCAGCAGAGAGGUGAUAUUCGAGAAGCGGAGCGAGUUCAAAAGGAGAUUGACGAGAUCGAACGACACGCGGAUGAGCUGGAUAAGGAGAGAAGCAAAUCGAUCCGAGCGAUUGCAUUCAUCAAUCACAGAAAUCGAACACAGAUCAAGGAUCAGGUGUUGAGUGGAAAGUUGAAGAUUGAGGAGAGCUCGCAGGACGAUCCGUUCACAAGGAAGAAGGGUGGAAUGCGUGUAGUGUCGGGAUCGAAGUCGAAACUCGACGGGAAACCGUCCGCCGCGUCGUCGAAUAAUAAUUUGUCUGAAGCCGGAAAAGACGCGCCAUCGUCGGCUCCGAAGUCAACUCUCCCACCACCUGCCAAGCCAAUGGGCAUGAAGAAGCCGCCCGUUAUGUCGAGUCUUCAUGAUUUCGACUUGGAUAUCGACUUGGACAAGUUGAAGAAUGUUGGCGAAGAGCAGGCAGCGAGGAGAGCUGUGAUUGGAGGCGCCGCCGCGAGAGCCGCCACAAAUCGUCCCGGAAACACGGUGCCGUCAACUUCAUCGUCUGCAAUUUAA